This is a messenger RNA of Pelobates fuscus (common spadefoot toad), 2629 nucleotides long. It is a transcript of the gene SNX24, whose product is annotated as sorting nexin 24. The record is from RefSeq and is a predicted model, not a curated record. The coding region runs from base 145 to 657 and encodes 170 amino acids. The transcript is spliced from 7 exons. NCBI's taxonomy places the organism in Eukaryota, Metazoa, Chordata, Amphibia, Anura, Pelobatidae. Gene Ontology annotation, molecular function: phosphatidylinositol phosphate binding.
CCUGCUCGGGCUCUGCACUUCUCCCAGCGUUUCCCCGGUGCUGUAUCAUUGGAUGCCUUUAGGAGCUGUGACGUCACUGAUAGACAUUCCACCGGCCGCUCCCCCCCGUCCUGACCCUUGCCUUGGCGGGGGGAGACCACCGAGAUGGACGUGUACAUACCGUCAUUUCGCUACGAGGAGAGCGACCUGGAGAGGGGAUACACGGUAUUUAGAAUAGAAGUUUUGGUGAACGGAAGAAGACAUUUUGUUGAGAAACGGUACAGUGAAUUCCAUGCACUUCAUAAAAAGUUGAAGAAAAGUAUCAAAACACCAGAGAUUCCCUCAAAACAUGUACGAAACUGGAUCCCAAAGGUACUGGAGCAGCGGCGUCAAGGCCUGGAGUCUUACUUACAGACAGUGAUUUUUGAAAAUGAAGAACUACCAAAAAUAUUUCUAGAUUUCCUCAAUGUUCGCCAUAUGCCAUCACUACCGAAAGCAGAGAGUUGUGGCUCCAUUGAUGACAUUGACUCAGAAGAAACUAGCAAACUGUCCCACCAGCCUGUGCUUCUUUUCCUAAGGGAUCCAUAUGUCUUGCCUGCAGCCAACGAUAGUGCAGCAGAUGUCGUAAUAGAAGGAGUUCUACAUGGUAUUUUUUACCCUCAUUUGCAGACCAGCUAGAGUCUUGAAACCCGACAGUCCGGAUACUCUGACUUCAGACAACGGACACCUAUUUCUAACAUUGUAUAAUGUGAUGCUGCCAGUGGGGUCUAUAGUUUACUGCACGCUCUGCCCUUGUGGGUUAAGAUUUCAUUCAUAGUAAGGAUUUUAAUAAAUGAACAAAGGGAUUGGUCUUAGGCCACUAUGCAGUUCUAAUAGUAAAGAUUGUGCCGACAGGUAUCUUCCUUUUCAUCUGAUCUAAAGACUUUCCAGGUUUAUACACUAAUUCGAGGCUUGUGAGACUCACGAACCACAACCACUACUUUAUGAUAAGCAUGUAGUUUAAAGAAAUCCUUUUUUUUUUUUUUUUUUUAUUAAUUUUCAUAAAUAAUGAUCAUGGUGUCCUUUUAAAGUGGACAAUAUCAACACGUGGUGCAAAUUUAAUAAACAAAUGUAUAGAUUAAAUAACCUGGAGCGUUGGAUUUAAAUCUCUGCUGUGGCUGCCUAACAUGCUGCUGCAUAGUACUACAUCCAUUGCUAUCUGCCCUCUUCAGCAACUUACAAGCGACUACCCUUCUUAGCUAAUCUCUAAACAGUAAAUACACUCAAUGAUAUAGAACACAUUUACACGCUGUCUUCAUAUAACACACUGUCUGAAAAGUGACUGCUCAGGUUCCAUCAUGUGUUCUCCAUAGUAUGAGAUAGGGAAAAGGUUAUGCUUGUGGCACAAUAACAUAGGAAUGUACUUUGCAAUGUUGGCUGAAUGCAUAUGAGGGUGGUAGUACUAUAGUGUUUUUUUGUAUUUUCAUUGGAUGUCCGUCUUACAUACUUGCAGCGAUGUAACACAGAUACUAUUUUUUUGAUCAAACGCGCUGCUUGCUGCUAUUUGUAUUGGAAAUAAAUAGUAAAGGGGUAAUUGAUGGGAGAUUCUUUGUUAUUUUUUGAUUCGCAAUAAAGGGAAGAUAUAGAGCAAUUGAAACCAGAGGCUGUGUUAAGUUUUGUUACAAACCAUGUGCUUGAUGGAUUAUUAAAUAGUUGCAGUAUGUAUGUGCUACUUCACUUAAAUAAUUCAAUUACAGAAAAUGGAUAGCCUUCUUGUGUUCAGCGCUAUUCGAGGUAUUUAAGCCAAAUUGUCCUUUGCAGCCCUGUUGUUACAGUUUGCUUUAUCUGCAGAAUACAUGCAGUGCAGAUGACUUGUUUGCUUUAUAAACCAAAUAGAUAAUGGAUAAUAAUGCCAUAAAAGUGAGAGAGAAAAAUGUUCCCGUGAGCAUUAGAGGUUGAUUAACUAAAUAAAGCAUUGUGAUGAGUGGUCAACUGCAAAAACUAAAAUUUAAGCUGAAAUAGACAAAUUUGAAUGAAAAAUAAAACAAUGGAAUUCUUUUAUCCAAUUUGGCCUUUUAGACUACAAUUUUCCAGGAAAAACAAAUGAUGCCUGCACUCAAACUCCCUCUACUCUUGGGCUGCAGCAAUGGGUAUAUAAUUAAUAAGCUUAAAUACGUACAACAAAACCUGUUCCAGAUUUCCAAUUUUUCUUUUAUAGAUUUUUCAAGGUCCAUUGCAUGUUCACCACAAAGGGCUGUUUAGUAAACUGGUUAUAUAUAAUAUUAAAACUAAAUUGUAUAAAUAUAUUUUCCUCCAUAAAGCACAUUAAGUACACUCUAUUUAUGUUUUAGGACCAUUUUCAAUGAAAACCUGGUGUUUUGUACGUGGGUAUAUAGCACCACACUCUGUAAAAGUGCCGUUAUCUGGACUCUGCUCUUUGUUUACUGUAAUAAAUGUGACUAUAACAAUGUAACACUUGCCGCUGCCUCUGACAUAAAUAUAUGGUAAUAUUAAAUUGUGUGUAGAAAAGUAUAAAUUGGUAAUAUUAAAAGUAUUAAGCAUUAACCUAGCAACACUACUGAUACAGCUUACAGAAUUAUGUGCUAGCAUUUAGCUUGAUGUAUUGAUGUAAAUGUAUAGUAAAUAGCAUGGCUACAUGUGAUUUUUAAUC